CAAACUCACACAUUACUCCAUCUAUUUUUUAGCUUCCGUACUCUUCUCUUCGUUUAACGCUGUGUUUGCUUCACUGCCUUUAAAUAUUUCAGCUUCGCGCUUUUAGCCUUUUACACUCUUCAAAAUUCAUUUAUCAAACCCGAACAAGGAACUUCGGAUCCAUUCAUCCAUCAAUAAUCAUUGCGCCGCCGGAUGUUCUCCAGAGAGAGAAGGAAGCCUCCUUCAUUCUUCUCCUCUUCUUGAUACCAAGAAAGGAGAAAGUGCGAAGUCGCGUGGACUAUAUUUUGAGAAGAAGAUUGAAUUCUUAGAGGGCUUAUCUGGGAAAAUUGAAGUUGAGGUUGCAACUCAUGGAUAUAUCAUCUUGGGAUGGAGCCCUUUCGCCAAGUGAUUUUUAUGUUGCUGCUCACAAUUUCAUUGAGAAAUGGAGAAGAUUCAACCCGACUUAUCCUCCAUGGUCAUGGGUUUCUUGCAAAAAACAAUCUUGGAUUGCUCCUCAUGAGAUUGAGAAAUAUUUGUCCCUGGAGAAUAUUUGCCUUCUAAGUUUAAGUGAGGAAGAUCAUGGUGAUGAAAGUCAAGUAGGGGAAGACCAUAACAGUUGUUCUCAGGGAGAGGAGCCUGUUGAUUCAGCCACGUUGGUUGAGAGUUGUGAUCACGAAACUCAUUACUACGACUUUCAUAUAGUUUACAGUGCUUCAUAUAGGGUUCCGGUGCUCUAUUUUCGUUCUUAUUUUGGUGAUGGACAACCUUUAGUAUUGGAUGAAAUUGAAAAAGAUCUUCCUGCCUGUUCAGCAAAGGUUUUGUUGGAAUCAAAAUGGACAUUCAUAACUCAGGAGGAGCAUCCAUACUUGAACAGGCCGUGGUACAAAUUGCAUCCAUGUGGAACUGGCGAAUGGAUGAAGUUGCUUUUCCUUGGUACUGCUGCCCCAGAUAAGCAGGGAGUGGCAGUCGAUCAAUAUCUGGUCUCUUGGUUCUCAGUUGUUGGGCAGUGCAGAUGCUCAAAAGGAUGUUUCAGAUUGGGCAUGCUGGAAAUGUCUAAACGCGGUGGCUAUUUGUCCUAACGUAUUAACUUUUUUCUUUUUUUUUUGGUCAUUUAAAGGAUAGAGGCCUAAGAAGAAAAUAGAGGAAACAGACCUAGAUUCAGAAAAAAGGAUGAAACUCUCAGCUGAAGAUUCAAGGAUGGACAUGAUGGAGGGCAAUCUGGGAAUUACAGAAGCUGAUCUGGAGCAGAAUGAGCUUGGCCAUUCAGUUGUGACCACUUGGCAGCCUAUGAGUGGGCAGGAGGCAGAAUUCGGUUGAGGAGAACUUAUGCUUUUAUAGAGCAGCAGAAAAAGAAAAGAGCAGCUUGGUUUUUAUGAAAAUGAUGUACUGAAGUUUGAUAAGAAGAAGGAGGGUUCUGGCUCUCAAAUUCCAAAAUUAGCAGUGUUUAUUUUUUCUUGUUUGUCAUGUCCAUUUACUUGAGUUGUAUUGUCCUGCUCAUUGUUCUAAGUUUAGUUGUGAAGAACUUGGUGUAAACCUUUGCUUGAUGAAUGAAUGAAUGGGAUUGGACUGCAUUGUCUAA
Messenger RNA from Mangifera indica (mango), 1558 nucleotides. RefSeq names its product ubiquitin-like-conjugating enzyme ATG10. The transcript has 10 exons. Gene Ontology annotation, cellular component: intracellular anatomical structure. Lineage: Eukaryota; Viridiplantae; Streptophyta; Magnoliopsida; Sapindales; Anacardiaceae. Bases 348 to 1058 code for a protein of 236 amino acids. The record is from RefSeq and is a predicted model, not a curated record. Gene Ontology annotation, biological process: macroautophagy; protein lipidation; protein modification by small protein conjugation. Gene Ontology annotation, molecular function: Atg12 transferase activity.